This is a messenger RNA of Salmo salar (Atlantic salmon), 1383 nucleotides long. RefSeq names its product homeobox protein HoxD1aa (gene hoxd1aa). Gene Ontology annotation, biological process: regulation of transcription by RNA polymerase II. Gene Ontology annotation, molecular function: RNA polymerase II cis-regulatory region sequence-specific DNA binding; DNA-binding transcription factor activity, RNA polymerase II-specific. NCBI's taxonomy places the organism in Eukaryota, Metazoa, Chordata, Actinopteri, Salmoniformes, Salmonidae. Gene Ontology annotation, cellular component: nucleus. The record is from RefSeq and is marked provisional.
AGUUAUAGUUCAUGCACAUCCUUGUUAAGUGCAGCUCACUUGGGUGCUCCACUUUGUGGCCCUGAUUGGAUAAAAGGGGCCCAGACCACGCCUGCUCAGUAGUGGGUCAUAUUUACAUGUUGGGCCAGGAAGUACAGUAGGCUAACUAAUGAGGACAAGGGGCGCUGGAAAUCAUUAACCUCUGGUGGAUUUACAACGCCGAUUUACAAGGGACAAACAUGAGCUCGUAUUUAGACUUCUACUCGGAAGGCGACAUGAUGCCAUUGCCUGUGAAAUUCUGUCACGACGAACACAAACCAGGGACACUUCAGUACCACGGGGAGAUAGUUGGGAGACUUUCGUCAGGUAUGCAGGACCACCAGAGCAGUAGUCGGUCGAUAUCAGGAGGAGUGCACCAUCAAGGUGUGUUUAAGGUGCCACGCGAUAGCGACGCAUCUGUAUCUGAUGGCAGUUACGUGGAUCAGGGACUUGCUUAUAAUUUGGCGUAUGGAUGCUACAACAACGUGGAACAGAACAGGGUGCAAACCCAGUGCGUGAACCCGGCAUAUUCAGGAAACGGUCCUUUCCCCAGCCAUCCCACAGAGACCUACUACCACGAUAUUAGAGAAACAAACCAGCAGUGGCAGAGCAUAAAGAUAUCGCGAGGAUUCGUCAAUGCCAGUCAUCAGAAUCCAUCACCAUCCCAUGAGAAUUGUCCAAGAACUGGUCCUAGGCAAGAGGAGCCGCAAGUUUUGGCAAACACAUUUGACUGGAUGAAAAUCAAAAGAAGCAACCCCAAAAUCAGGAAAGCUAUUGAAUAUGGAUUAUCGAACGCCGGAGCAAUUCCAAGAACAAAUUUCACAACCAAGCAGUUAACAGAAUUAGAAAAAGAAUUUCAUUUCAACAAGUAUCUCACCAGGUCAAGAAGGGUUGAGAUAGCCCAUGGUUUGCACCUGAAUGAAACCCAGGUGAAAAUAUGGUUUCAAAACAGAAGAAUGAAACAAAAGAAAAGAGAGAAAGAAGGCCUUACUGGGAUGUGCGUGGCUCCCAUAUCGAAGAACUCGGACUCGUCCCCAUCAUCAGAACUCAACUCUCCAGUUUCAUCCCCUCCCUGCUCCCCCAUCACGCUCUCCCACAGCGGAUAACUGGAGGGGUUGAACACGAGUUCUGUUGUCACCUUUGGCUUUUCUUAUCUGUUGUAAAUACGAUACACUCACUAAUUGCACUAAUGUCUUCUAUGAUAUUAAGAUUAAACACUGUGCCUUUUGUUUAGUUAUCUGACUGAGGGAAAGUUCCAAAAUGUUGUGAACGAAAUUGUUUGUGAAGUUUCAAUCAAGGGCCACUGUUUGUGUCUUGAACUAUAAUUGCCUUACUUAUUGAUGACUGAUCGAAGCGUUACACUGA